AUGAAAAAAGCUAUUAAUGUGAUUGAAAAAUUAAAAAUAUUUGGGGACGUAGGGAAAGUUGAUGCUGUUCUUACAAAUUGUAGAUCAAAUUUAAAUUUAAUUGGAGGAAAGAAACAUAUUUCUAUAUUACUUGAUAAGAAUGGAUAUAGAAAAUUUGAAAAAACACAUUCAAUUUUUAAUAGAAAUAAAAAAAUAUUAAGAGAAACUUCAAAUGAUUAUACUAUAUUAGCUAUGCUUUCUUUAGUAUGUACCCCAGCUCUUUUUUACAAAAAGUUUAGUAGCAUGAAAAAUAAUGUAGCUAGCUGUUCAAAUUUAGAAAAAACAUAUUUACUAAAUAAAGAGGAUAUAAAAAAUGGAGAGAUGAAAGAAAUAAAAGUAAAUGGUGAUAAAGAUAUGGUAUUAGUAGUAAAUAUAGAUGAUAAUUAUUAUUGUGUCGGACCAAAAUGUCCUCAUUAUUCAGCACCGUUAAGAUUAGGCUUAUUAACAAAAGAAUAUAUUACAUGCCCAUGGCAUGAUGCAAAGUUUGAUAUAAAAACAGGGGAAUGUAUUAAUGGGCCGUCCUUUGAUGAUAUUCCAAAAUAUAAUGUUGUUGUUGAAGGAGAUAAAAUUUAUGCAUAUAUACCAAAAGAAAUAGAAUUAUUUCAAAAAAAAAAAAUAUGCCCAUGUAGUGGUACAGGAUCAUGUGAAAAAGGAAAGAAAAAAAAAAUCGUAAUAAUUGGUGGUGGUGCAGCAACAUUAGGAGCUAUAGAAUCAUUUUUAAAAGUUGGAUUUGAUGGAGAAAUAAUUAUUUGUAGUCAAGACUCAUAUAAACCAUAUGAUAAACCAACACUAUCAAAAAAUAUAUCUAACUUAGAUACAAGUUCGGAAUUAUAUAAUGAAAUAAAAUUAAAAGAAGAUGAAUAUUAUGAUAAAAAAAAUAUUACUUAUAUGCUAAAUACUACUGUUGAAAAAGUAGAUGAUGAGAAUAAAAAAGUAUAUUUACAAAAUGGAAAAGAAAUAGAAUAUGACAAAAUACUUAUAACAACAGGUUUAAGACCUGCACCAUCCCCUAUACAAAAUGAUAUACAAGCUAAUAAUUUACUAACACUUAAUUGUUUAGAUGAUAAUAUAAAAAUAGCAUCUUUUGCUAAAGAAGGUUCUAAAUGUGUAAUCAUUGGAUCAUCUUUUAUUGCAUGUGAAUUAACAUCGUCUUUAAAAAAAAAAAAUGUAAAUAUUUCUAUGGUAUCUAAAAAUUCAGUUCCAUUUAUCGGAGCCUUUGGCGAAAAAAUCGGAACUAUUGUACUUAAUAUUUUAAAAGAAAAAAAUGUUGAUUUUUAUCCAAAUACUUAUCCAGUAGAAUAUAUAAUUGAUGAUGGAUAUUUUGCUUUGAAAAAAAAUAAUAAAACAAUACAUGGUGUUAAAUUAAAUACCGGAGAAGUUAUAAAAUGUGAUUAUGUUAUUGAAGCUUUGGGAUGUAAACCUAAUUCAGAAUUUCUUAAAAACAAAUUUAAAAACGAAGAAGGAUUUAUAUUAGUUGACAAACAUUUCAAAGUCAAAGAUUCUCAGGACAUAUACGCUGCCGGAGAUGUUUGCGUUUUUCCAUAUUUUGUCACAGGAAACCCCGUGAACAUAUGCCAUUGGAAUGUGGCGAUACAACAAGGGAGAAUAGCAGCAAACAAUAUGAUAAAGAAUGAUCAGACAACUUAUAAUUUUAUUCCAUUCUUCAAUACAAACAUCUUUGGUAAAAACUUCCGUUUUUCUGGUUUUGCCAAGGAUUAUGAAAAAAUAAUAUAUGAAGGAGAUGUAAAUAAAUAUAAUUUUAUCGGAUAUUUUAUUAAAAAUAAUAAAGUUGAUGCAAUUGUGACACUUGGAAAUAACAAAAUGGCUGCAUUAAAUGAGUGUCUACUAAAAAAUAAAGUUCCUAAAGUAUAUGAAUUAGAAGGUGGGUUAAAAAAUAGUGAUAGCAUGAUAAUGUCUCUCAAAAGUUAG
Plasmodium vinckei vinckei is the source of this 1968-nucleotide messenger RNA. Its product is annotated as ferrodoxin reductase-like protein, putative. Gene Ontology annotation, molecular function: 2 iron, 2 sulfur cluster binding; flavin adenine dinucleotide binding; oxidoreductase activity, acting on NAD(P)H. Gene Ontology annotation, cellular component: cytoplasm. The transcript is spliced from 2 exons. The coding region runs from base 1 to 1968 and encodes 655 amino acids. NCBI's taxonomy places the organism in Eukaryota, Apicomplexa, Aconoidasida, Haemosporida, Plasmodiidae. The record is from RefSeq and is a predicted model, not a curated record.